Messenger RNA from Sarcophilus harrisii (Tasmanian devil), 2750 nucleotides. RefSeq names its product proton activated chloride channel 1 (gene PACC1). NCBI's taxonomy places the organism in Eukaryota, Metazoa, Chordata, Mammalia, Dasyuromorphia, Dasyuridae. The record is from RefSeq and is a predicted model, not a curated record. Gene Ontology annotation, cellular component: cell surface.
CUCUGAAGUCAGUCCUCCCUCAGCCCCGACAGUUGCCUUCAGGAGAGGCGCAUGCGCCUCAGAGCUUCCCGGGGGGCCGGCACUCCCGGGAAGGUUCUGUGGAACCCGUUUACCCGGGCACUGUUCCCUGGUCCCGCUGCUGCCGUCCUCGCGGUCCUCCUCCUGCUCCUCCUCCUCCUCUCCCCUGGGGAGCACCGCUGGCUCCGGGCUUCAGCAUCUCUUUCAAUCGAUGCCAUGAUCAGGCAGGAGCUGUCUUCAUCUUACCAAGAGCUAAAUGAAGAUCUGGAUCAAGUGGUUGAGAACUCAGACAGAGUGGAGGAGAACGAAAGGAAGGACUCCAAAGACAAAGGCUCGGGCAUUUUGCCAGUUCUAGACAGCGAAUCUGUCAUCAACAGCAUCCGCUUCAGCAAGGCCUGCCUAAAGAAUGUGUUUUCAGUGCUGUUAAUCUUCAUUUACCUGCUGCUCAUGGCCGUGGCGGUCUUCCUGGUCUACCAGACCAUCACUGAUUUCCGGGAGAAGCUCAAGCAUCCGGUCAUGUCUGUCUCCUACAAGGAGGUGGAUCGCUACGAUGCACCAGGUAUUGCCCUGUACCCUGGGCAGGCUCAGUUGUUAAGCUGUAAGCACCAUUAUGAUGUCAUCCCUCCUUUGAACAGACCCGGGCAACCAGGAGACGUGAACUGUACCACCAAGAGGAUUAAUUACACGGACCCUUUCUCCAACCAAACCAUGAAAUAUGCUCUGAUUGUCCAGGGACCCCGGGAAGUAAAGAAGAGGGAGCUGGUCUUUCUUCAGUUCCGCCUGAAUGAAACCAGUGAAGACUUCAGUGCCAUUGAUUACCUCCUCUUCUCUUCUUUCCAGGAGUUUGUGCGGAGCCCAGACAAAGUACGCUUCAUGCAGGACUGUGAGAGUGCCUAUUCCAGCUGGAAGUUCUCUGGAGGUUUCCGGACCUGGGUCAAAAUGUCACUUGUGAAGACGAAAGAAGAAGAUGGACGGGAGGCUGUGGAGUUCCGGCAGGAGACAAGUGUGGUGAACUACAUUGACCAGAGGCCAGCAGAGGAAAGAAGUGUCCAGUUGUUCUUUGUGGUCUUUGAGUGGAAAGAUCCCUUUAUUCAGAAAGUCCAGGACAUCAUCACCGCCAACCCAUGGAACACAAUUGCUCUUCUUUGUGGGGCCUUCUUAGCAUUAUUCAAGGCGGCAGAGUUUGCCAAGCUAAGUGUGAAGUGGAUGAUCAAAAUUCGAAAACGCUAUCUGAAAAGGAAAAGUCAAGCAGCCAACCACAUCAGCUGAAAGCGCUUCUGUGCGAUGGUGUUUACACACUGGGUAGAGCUGUGAACUUGAGGGAUGCUAACACCCCCGUUGUGACCGGCCAGCUGGUCACCACUAACUCUGCAUUUGCCUGAAUGGAUAUUUGUUAUGCUUAAGUGACAGUUUGGGAAAACCACCCUUCUGACUUGACCCAAGAGGAGGAUGACUGGUGCUGAGGAUAGAUCCAAAGGCAACUCCUAAAGUUAUUUAAAUGUUUAAGUUAUUAAUGAAUCAUUUAAAAAUUGGACCAACUUGCAAAUUGGGGUGGGAGUUCAGGGAGCUCAACAAAUGACCAAUUAAUUGUGUAAGAUGCUGUGACAUGUCUUUCUCUGUGUUUGAGAUGCACUUUGACACCUCAAUGAUUCUAAUGGAACACAACUGCUUAAAAAGCCUAUAGUGAAUUGGGGCUCUUGUUACUUAAGAUGGUUAUCAGUGCUCUGAGAAAAUCAGAUUUUUCUUCCCAUCUACCAGAACAGCAGUUCUUAGACCUGAGUCUAUGCACUGUCCUACAAGUACAUUAUUUCCCAUCAACAUGAGAAUGUCAGCAGCUGACAAGCUUUUUCAUGUGGAAUAUGAAGUGACAUAUUUUUGAAAGCUACUUGAAAUGAGUGAUUAAAUAUCUCCUGAAUGACCAUUCACUUAAUUGUCUGAGCAUUAUAUGCCAAUAGCUAUAUAAAAGCUUGAAGAAAUAACUUCUACUUGACCCACAGAGACCCUUCCAUGUGGUGGGGGAACAAAUAUUGUGGGGAGAAAGCAAGCCCAAACAGUAGUGGGCUUUGAGGGCUAAAUGCACAACUUGCCCAAACCGCUCAUUCAUCUUGGGACUUUUCCAAAAAAAAAAAAAAAAAAAAGUGUCAAUUUCUAUGCUGAUGAAGGAGAAAUAGUUAACACUUUACCUUUACUUCCAGAAUAAUCCAUUUCUUAGCUCAGCUACAGCCCAUCCAUGUCAAGAGGGAAGGGAGAGUAACAUCCUGUUCAAGCUGGCGCCCAGCAAGGCUCUAUCAAUGAACUGUACUAACUCUAUUCUCUGUAUCCCUCACCAUCCCAUCUAAUUCUCCUUAUCGGUCUGGUCUGACUUUUAGUGCUUCUACUCCAGUGGAUUGGGUCUCAGUGCUUAGUAGAGGAAGGGACUAAGUAUUUAAUGACAUCUACUAGGUGCCAGUGUCUGUGCCAUAAAUACUUUACAAAAAUCCCAUCUGAUCCUUACUAGAGUAGGGGCUAUUACGAUUCUCAUUUUACAGCUGAGGCAGACAGAGGCUGGCUGACUUGCCCGAGGGUCACCCAGCUAUUAAGUAUCUGAGGCUGGAUUUGACUUCCUGACUCCAAAUCCAGUGUUCUAAUCCACUGUGCCACCGAGAAGUGAAUUUUAUGGAUAGACAAUAAUCGCAUGAUUUCUUGAAGUCUCUUCCAGUUACAUAAGAAAUCAUGGAUCAAAUUAGAACAGU